AAUAAAUCUUAUUUUAUAACUACAAGAAAAUCCACUAAACAAGCUUCCAAUUAAAGUAAUUUAAACAAAUUGUUAAUAUUUAAAGAAAUGUUUAUGGUAAAAAUUAUAUAAUUAUGAAAGAAAAUCAUGAGUGUUUGUGAAUUUUUGCAAAAAAAAGAAAAUAAAACAAAAAGUACAACAAUAUUAAAGUGUAAAAUAAUAGAAAAAAACAACGAAAUAAAAUUAUCUGUGUUGGGUUUAGUAACGCAAAUAAAUGAUAGAACAAGCUAAUCUAUUUUUUUGGGCAAAACACAAUUGAUUAACAUUAAUUAUAGUUUAUAAAAUUUGUUUAAAUUCCAUGUAGUGCAAAAAAAAGAGUUGAUAAAUGAUAAAAGCUAUUUGCAGCUUAUAAGAGUGUGUGAUUGUGUUGAUUUUUUUCCCCAACUCAAUGAAUGAGCUACAAUGAUUGUACAAAUAAUAAACAACUAAACAAAAUCGGAAAAAAUAAAAUAAAUAUCAAACGGUGUGAAGCUUCUCUCCAAAUAAAAAUAUUAAGUACCAGACAACGACAUCGCCAACAUUUUGUUUGUUUGUUAUUUGUUUAAGGGGGAAAAGAAAUUGCAGUGUUUAAUUUUGGCUGUUGUUAAUUUGGAAAGUCUGUAAUUGAAAUUGUUAGCCAAAAUGUCGGCUGAAGACAGCGAGCUGGACCCGCGUAUAAAGAUUGAAUUGGAGAAUCUGAAUACAGCCACUGAUGAGAUUAAUAAAUUGGAAAUUGAAUUAGAGGAAGCAAAUUCAACAUUUCGCAUAUUAAUGAAUGAAUCUACUAGACGCUUAAAAUUAUCCUCCAAAAAACUAGGCAGUUGUAUAGAUAAGGCUAGACCUUAUUAUGAGGCUUUGGAAAAGGCCCGUGAAGCACAAAUUGAGUGCCAAAAGGCGGCAGUUAAAUUUCAAAGAGCCAAUGAAAUCCAUGCGGCCGCCAAAGAAACUGUGGCUCUGGCCGAGCAACGUUUCAUGUCUAACUCACACGAGUGGCAAUUUGAUAAUGCCUGGCAAGAGAUGCUAAAUCAUGCCACCCAAAAAGUUAUGGAUGCUGAGAAACAAAAGGCCGACUGUCAUGCUGAGCAUCAACGUCGCACCCGCAUAUUCCAUGCAGCCGAACAAAAAGUCCAACAAUUAGAGGAACGUUUUCGUCGCAGUAUUACAAAAUCCCGACCCUAUUUCGAAGAGAAACAAAUAUGCCAAGAUCAAUUACAAACCCAAAAGAAUCGCAUUGAAGAACUACAAGUCCAAGUGCAAACAGCUAAGAGUACCUAUGCCACGGCCUUGCGUAAUCUAGAGCGCAUCAGCGAUGAUAUACACCGUCAAAGAGGCGACUAUCCCCAGCUGCUGAAUACUCCACCGCCCGGACCUCGAGAGCCAGGAGUGGGUGCCGAGCUUAAUUCUCCCACUAGCACCACCAUGCCAUCCUUGCCCGACUACCACAUGGAAUUGGAUAAAUGUGAUUAUCCUUCUAUAGCCGGCAGUCAAAUAUCUCUAAGUGGUCAAUCGGAAAAAUCCUCUGAAACAGCUUGUUCCAGCAAGAAUCUAACACAAACUACCAGCAACAACCUCAAUAAGAAUGCCGCACCCUUAGCCAUAUUGGCAUCAAAGGCAGAUACGGAAAUCGAUGAAGAAGAUGAUGUUGUUAUAAAACAACAUUAUGGCAGCCACGAUGCCGAAGAUUAUCCCGAUGAACAGGUCGAUGACUACAAUGAUAGCAGUGAGCUUAAUUCGGGUCUAGUCGAUGAGAAAGAUCUCGAAGCUUUAAGACAACAAGUUAAAUUUUUAGCGGUAAGACCCAUAGAGGGUGGUGAUGGUCAGCAGGAGCAAAAUGAUGUCUGGGAGCAUGAGUUAAAUGCCACGGUAGAUAAACUCGACCAUUUAAUGUUACUUAAAGAGUGUGCUAAACAACAGCAGCAGCAACAAACUCAACAACAUUCAACUAAAAUCAAAAACAUUUCGGCGCGUCCCGAUUCUUUGGGAGCUGAGGCUUGUCCUCCAAAAAAUCCCAUCAUAAAAGUAACACAAGAUGUCGAUGUGGUCAACAGUCUACCCACAACACCAGAACAUGUGGUGAAACCCUUGAAAAAAUUACAAAAACUCGAACCCUUGCCUUUGGUUAAUGUUUCCAUGAGAGAACUACCUUUACUCGCACGUCUUUCAAAUGAAGUACUCGAUACCAGCAGUGGUUAUAAUAGGCAACGUAGACGUUCGCUUGAUUAAGUUUAAAACAUUGUAAAUUCACAAAUUAUAAUUAUAAUUCAUAUAUAAUAAGUUUAAUUGUUAGUUAUGGUAACAUUGUUCGGCUAAUUAAUUUAAAAUAAAAAAAUUAAAAUAAAUUUUAGAAUUUUAAUGAAAACAAGCAGCAUUAACGAUCAAUUUAAUUAAUAACAAAAACCAACAAAAUAGUAUACCUUCAUUUUAUAAUUUCUCUCUCUCUUAAUACAUAAAUAAUUUAAUUAAUUAAUUAAUUUUUUUAAUGAAAUCUUACCGCAAAAUAAUUAUAAUUAAAAUAAUAAUGUUAAUGUGAUAAUUUAUUAAAAUUACAAAAAUUAGUUAUAGAUUUGAAAAAAGAAACAGAAAAACAAACAAUAAAAUCGUUUCAUUUGCAGCUUUAAUGCUUUAUGUUAAAAAAGUAAAAACAAACAAGUAGAGUUAAAUUAAAUAUAAUUUUUUUAAAACUAAAAUUAAAUUUCAACUAAUUGAUUGUGGUUAUAAAAAUAUAAGUAUAAUUAUUUGUUUUAAAAAUAUACUAAAACUAUUCCAUAUAGUAUAAACUUAAUAUGAAAUUAAACAUAUUGUUAAAAACAAAAUUCAAUGAAUUCAUAUUUAAUAAAUUUCAAAAAGAGUGCAUUGCAAGCUGUAUUAGUAAGUUUUAAAAAGAAAAGUUGUAAAAAUAAAAAAACAAAACAAACAAAAAUUAAAUAAAUCAUUAAAUCAUA
Molecule: messenger RNA, 2960 nt
Organism: Calliphora vicina (urban bluebottle blowfly)
Lineage: Eukaryota; Metazoa; Arthropoda; Insecta; Diptera; Calliphoridae
Gene: pcs
Product: parcas
Exons: 4
Coding region: 661-2241 (526 amino acids)
Biological process (GO): negative regulation of protein tyrosine kinase activity; intracellular signal transduction
Cellular component (GO): cytoplasm
Molecular function (GO): protein kinase inhibitor activity
Source: RefSeq, a predicted model, not a curated record